This is a messenger RNA of Ctenocephalides felis (cat flea), 2122 nucleotides long. RefSeq names its product zinc finger protein 2 homolog. Gene Ontology annotation, molecular function: zinc ion binding. NCBI's taxonomy places the organism in Eukaryota, Metazoa, Arthropoda, Insecta, Siphonaptera, Pulicidae. The coding region runs from base 40 to 1635 and encodes 531 amino acids. The transcript has a single exon. Gene Ontology annotation, cellular component: nucleus. The record is from RefSeq and is a predicted model, not a curated record.
UUUUAAAUGUGACAAGGAACUUAUAGUUUUAUUAUCAAAAUGGAUAAUUUGGACGUCAAAGUGUUUGAAAACAAGCCCCCCAUUGUGUUCGGUUCUGAUAUGUGUCGGGCUUGUCUCACAGACAAGAAUUUACAAUCGUUAUUCCUUGAUCAGGAUUUUGCACAAACUGAAAACAUUGUUUUAAAAAUGUUUACAUCCUGCACGUCCCUUGAAGCAUCUUGGAACGACCAGUACCCCAAACAUAUUUGUGAUAAUUGUCUAAAUGAUUUAAGAAAGUGUUACGAGUUUUGGCAGAAAUGUCGAAAUUCUGUGGAUGAAAUUAACAGGUUGAAAGAAACUAUUGAUUCAAUGGACAUUAAGGAAGAGAUUGAUGCAUUUACGGAUCAUUUAGAUGUUAUUUUAAACGAUAAUGAUAGUAGUGAUGAAAAGCCUUUGCAAACGUUGAAGUUAAAAGUUCCAAAACAACCUAAGGUGAAGAAAAAAGUGUUGAGGACUGCUCGAAGACAAGACACUUUGGACCGGAUAAAAAAAAUAAUCAAGGACCAAAGCGAUGAUUCUGCAAACGAGGAAAACAAUAAACCCAACAUGCAAUGUUCUAAAUGCAAAACAAAAUUUGAAUCCGGUGAGCAAUAUGUUAACCACGUUUGUAAAUAUGCUGACAAGCACCCUUGCAAAUAUUGUUACGAGAUUUUCGACACUAAUGAUGCUAAAUAUAAACAUUUAAGACUCUACCACGGUUCUGAGUUACCACAUUCUUGUGACGUGUGCUCAAAGAGGUACAAAACAGCUUUAGGUUUGGAAGUGCAUAAAAGAAUACACACGGGGGAACGUCCAUUUGCUUGCAACAUCUGUGAAGCAGCCUUCAAAUCCCGAGGGGAACUAGAAACACAUUCUUACAAACAUACAACGGAAUUCAAAUAUCAAUGCACGCAAUGUGGUAAAGGCUUUAACAGACCUUACAACUUGCGACAGCAUAUGAAGUUACAUUUUGGGGUUUCUAUUGACAAGUCUUAUUUGUGCCAAGAAUGUGGUAGGAUUUUUAAAACCUUAAAAAACCUACAAGUACACGAAGCUAUACAUUCUACAUUACGUCCUUUUGAAUGUGCAAAGUGCCACAAACACUUCAAAUCUAAAUCUUACCUCCAAACGCACAUGCGUGUGCAUGUGGAAGAAAAAAAGUACGCCUGCAACCAUUGUGACCAAAAAUUUACAACCUGGCACUCGAAAAGCAGUCACAUCAAAAUACAUCACACAACAGAAAAACCAUUUGUGUGCAAAAUUUGUUCAAAGUCUUUUAAAUUCUCAGGAAAGCUCAUUGUGCACGAAAGACAGCACAGCGGUGAGAAGCCUUAUCCUUGUACAGAAUGCCCCAUGGCUUUCGUUUGUUCGAGCAGUUUGAAGAUGCACAUGUUGAAACAUACGGGGGAGAGGAAGCAUCCUUGUCCGGUUUGUGAUAAGACUUUCCCGAGGGCUCAGCAUGUUAAGCAGCAUAUGGUUACUCAUACGGGGGAGAGAAAACAUAAGUGUAAGAUUUGCGGGAAGGGAUUCACACAGGCACAUGUUUUGAGGACUCAUUUGAGGACACAUGAGGAGAUUGUGAUUAAGGAUAGUGUUAAUUUGCCACCAAAUGAAUAGGCACAGGACUAGGAAAUUGUGUUUAACUCUUGCUGCUCGGCACUGAGUCUUAUCUCUGCAUAGGAGGGAAGAAGCAUUCUUGUCCGGUUUGUGAUAAGACUUUCCCGAGGGCUCAGCAUGUUAAGCAGCAUAGGUAACACAUACGGGGGAGAGGAAACAUAAGUGUAAGAUUUGCGGGAAGGGUUUCACACAGGCACAUGUUUUGAGGACUCAUUUGAGGACCCACGAGGAGAUUGUGAUUAAAGAUAGUGUUAAUUUGCAACCAAAUGAAUAGACAAUAGACUGGGAAAUGGUAUUAUCCUUGUCCGGUUUGUGAUAAGACUUUCCCGAGGGCCCAGCAUGUUAAGCAGCAUAUGGUAAUGCAUACGGGGGAGAGGAAACAUAAGUGUAAGAUUUGUGGAAAGGGAUUCACACAGGCACAUGUUUUGAGGACUCAUUUGAGGACACAUGAGGAGAUUGUGAUUAAGGAUAGUGUUAAUUUGCAAUC